Molecule: messenger RNA, 1056 nt
Organism: Dichomitus squalens LYAD-421 SS1
Lineage: Eukaryota; Fungi; Basidiomycota; Agaricomycetes; Polyporales; Polyporaceae
Product: RNA-binding domain-containing protein
Exons: 3
Coding region: 1-1056 (351 amino acids)
Cellular component (GO): cytosol
Molecular function (GO): mRNA binding
Source: RefSeq, a predicted model, not a curated record
AUGUCUGACGCCCCCGCCGCCCCUGUCACCGAGAACGGCGUGUCUCCGGCUGCGCAAGAGUCGGUCGUCGAGGAGACUCCCGGCUUCAAGGUCUUCGCCGGCAACCUUGCGUACUCUACCACGGAUGAAGGGCUGAAGGCGUUCUUCGCGCCUGUCCAGAGCGACGUUCUGUCUGCUCAGGUCAUCAUGCGCGGCGGCAACCGUUCCGCAGGCUACGGCUUCGUCUCGUUCACCACCGCGGAGGCUGCUCAGAAGGCCGUCGAGCUGCUCGACAAGAAGGAGCUCGACGGCCGCACCGUGAUCGUUGAGGUUGCCAAGCCUGCCGAUCAGAAGGACAAAGAGAAGAAGCAGAAGCGCGUCAAGAGGAGGACUGGACGCCGUGGCAGCAAGUCCGUCCCUGGAGAGGUCAGCGAGGCCGAGGCGAACGGCGAGGCCUCUGCCGACGCCUCAAAGGAGGAUGGUGCUGCGCCCGCUUCCGGCGACGCGGCCAAGCCCAAGAAGAAGAAGAAGACUGUAAGUGCCCGCAUCGCGCAUACACGCACUGAAACCAAACUGCGGUCUUCGUUUCAGCGCAAGCCUAAGAGCAAGGCUUCCAGUGAGGCGCCUGCUAAUGGCGAGCCUGCUGAGGCUGCGGAGAAGAAGCCUAAGCAGCGCAAGCCUCGUACCCCUCGUCCCCCUCGCCCGGCUGGGGAGGAUCCCGCCGGCGAGCCGUCGAAGACCGUGCUAUUCGUGGCUAACCUCGGCUUCAACAUCGAUGAUGCCGGUCUUUCCGCGCUCUUCACCGAAGCAGGCAUUGAAGUGAAGUCCGCGCGGAUUGUGCGCCGCCGCUGGGGAAAGCCCCGCAAGAGCAAGGGCUAUGGUUUCGUCGACGUUGGCGACGAGGAGCAGCAGAAGAAGGCUAUCGAGGCUCUCCAGGGCAAGGAGGUCGGUGGCCGGGCCAUCGCGGUCAAGGUCGCGGUGAACCCCGUCAACGACGAGGCCGGGGAGGAGAGCGAGGCCAAGGCGGAGGAGAAAGUGGAGGCGGCGGCCGAGGAUGCCCCCGCUGCGGCCGCCUAA